ACAUUAAAGACGGUACCUUGAUAACGCAGCCACAGCGCUGAAAUCACACUAUCAGAGUCUGUGUCUUGCUGUUGCAGAACUGAUCAGACAAGAGGCGACACCCUCCUGCACCUGCACCCGCACCCGCACCCGCACUCGCACUCUACUAGGGUUCUCUGUUCUCCCAUGGCGCCAGCCUUUCUCCCUCUCUUCUACUUCCUCCUCUUCUUCUUCUUCUUCGCAUUUCAUCUUCCCCUCUGCUUCUCCGGGGAAUCGAGCGCCAUGGAGUCGGUUCCUGAUCUUCAGAACACCAUGUACAAGGUCAUCGAUGGAGACCCUUGCGUCCGCCUUCUUAAUCUUUCUGGACCAAUUGGUUGUGCAAAUCCUGGGCGAGAUAAGGUUUUGGCUCCAAUAAUAGGAUUCGAAAAUGUUGAUGGGAUGUCAGAGUCUUCUGCUAUAUUGGUCUCAUUUGAAGAUUUUCCAAGUCUCUUUAACAGAAUAUCAGAUGACUUAAGCUUUGCAAGUAAAGUUGCUGGUGUACUGGUCAAAUCAAGAACUGAUGUGCAGAACAACUUAAAGGGAUUCUCUCCGGAUCAAAAAUUUCCACAAGCUCAAUUUGCUCCUUACCAUAAUUUCAGCUAUGAAUGGAACCCUAUUGGCUCUGGUAUUAUGUGGAAGUACUACAAUUUUCCUGUUUUCUUACUCACAGAAAGUGCCACAGCGACUAUUGAAGAGUUUGUAAUAAGGAAUGAGAACAAAAAAAGAGCUUAUACAUCUAAUGUGGCUGAGUUUGAUCUGGUGAUGCAGACGACAAAAUCUGGAACACAUGAUUCGAAGUCUUGUUUAAAAGAAGCAACUUGCCUUCCUUUAGGUGGAUACAGUGUCUGGUCAUCUCUUCCUCCAAUCAAUGUUUCAUCCUCAAAACAGUCGAAGCCCAUUAUACUGGCAGUAGCUUCUAUGGAUUCUGCUUCAUUUUUUCGGGACAAAAGCCUUGGUGCAGACUCUCCUAUUUCUGGUUUAAUUGCAUUGCUGGCAGCAGUUGAUGCACUUUCUCAUGUGCAUGGUCUUGGUGACCUUAGUAAACAGCUUGUUUUUGCAGUUUUCACUGGAGAAGCAUGGGGUUACCUUGGAAGUAGGAGAUUUUUGGUAGAACUUGAGAUAAACUCAGAUGCUGUUCAUGGCCUUAAUCACUCAUCAAUUGAAACGGUCGUUGAACUUGGCUCUGUUGGGAAGGGUUACAAUGAAGGUGUUAAAAACUUUUUUGCUCAUAAAGAAGGGGGUUCUGCUGCCACUGAUAUGACAAUGACUGCCUUGAAACGUGCACAAGAGUCGCUGCUAUCUGAAAACGGUGCUACAGGGCACACUAACAAUAACAUGCUUAAAUUGAAUGGUUAUGAAAACCUGCAACUUUUAAGAUUAAAUUAUCUUCUUUUCUUCUUUUUUUCUCCCCAGAAUUCAGCAAUCUCUGGUGUUGUCUUAGAAGAUUUUGACUCUGUCUUCGUCAACAAGUUCUACCAUAGUCAUCUUGAUGAUUUAUCGAACGUGAACUCGUCAGCUGUGGUUGCUGCUGCUUCUCUUGUUGCCCGGACCCUUUACAUACUUGCUAGUGAUUCUAAAGAUCUAGAAGAUUCAGUUUUGGCUUCUAUAAAUGUAAAUGUCUCACUUGUCAAACAACUUAUGGGUUGCUUAUUGGCCUGUGAUCCUGGUCUUUCUUGUGAAUUGGUGAAUAAAUAUAUUUCACCCACAUCAACUUGUCCAAGCCAUUAUGUUGGCGUUAUCGUAGAUGAACCUUCAUCUACACCUUAUCCAGGAUACAUUAAUGAUGUUCCCAGGUUCGUCUGGAAUUUUCUAGCUGACAUAACGUCAAUCCCCAGGGAGCAUAUUAAUAGCUUAGGUUGUCAACAAGGCUGCAGUAGAGAUGAGGUUUGCAUUAAAGCAGAGACAGAUGGCAAGGGAGUUUGUAUUCUCUCUACAACUAGGUACGUUCCAGCGUAUUCAACACGGUUAAAAUAUGAAUCGGGUGUUUGGAAUGUUUUGCCCUCAAAUUCCUCUGACAUCAUGGGGAUUGUGGAUCCUGUCUGGACAGAAAGCAACUGGAAUUCGAUAGGUAUGCGGGUCUACACUGUCCAAAAUGCUGCUUACGACCGCAUUGUUCUGUUUGGGGGUAUUGCUCUGACAAUCCUGUCAUACCUUGGGGUAGCAUUCUCAAGAGCUUUAAUCACCAAAGCUAUGAAGAGGGACUGACAUUUUCUUUAAGGAAACUGAAGUAAAUUUUGUGAAACUAGGGCAUAAGUGAGUAGGGUCAUUUUGAUUGACAAAUUACAAGUGUCUAAAGAAAUUCCAAGGAUGUGCAUUAUUUGGGCCGCAUCCUGGUGCUUGUGAUUUGUGAAUGAUAUUUUGGAAGUUUCUCUAUAGCUACUCACUGUUAUUGAAUUGCCUUGUAGGUAACUGUAAGCAAUUGUGAGUAAAUUAAUGAAAAUAGAGCUUCCUGUAUUGUGUAUUUA
Molecule: messenger RNA, 2483 nt
Organism: Arachis duranensis
Lineage: Eukaryota; Viridiplantae; Streptophyta; Magnoliopsida; Fabales; Fabaceae
Product: nicastrin
Exons: 17
Coding region: 166-2223 (685 amino acids)
Biological process (GO): protein processing
Cellular component (GO): membrane
Source: RefSeq, a predicted model, not a curated record